Molecule: messenger RNA, 2042 nt
Organism: Chrysoperla carnea
Lineage: Eukaryota; Metazoa; Arthropoda; Insecta; Neuroptera; Chrysopidae
Product: zinc finger protein 845-like
Exons: 3
Coding region: 1-1335 (444 amino acids)
Cellular component (GO): nucleus
Molecular function (GO): zinc ion binding
Source: RefSeq, a predicted model, not a curated record
AUGAGCAUAUGUUUAGUGGCUGAUUUUGAGAAAGUUUGUCGUAUUUGUAUGAAAUUCGAUAAAACAUUUCUAUCGAUUACCACAUUUAAAAUAAUUGACAUGUUAAUAGCAUGUACUUCUGUACAGAUUUGGGAAAACGAUGCUCUACCAAAUCAAAUAUGUCACGAUUGUUUUCUUCAAUUACAAAAUACAAUUCAUUUCAAGGAAUUAUGUGAAAAUUCAGACCAGACAUUUCGUCAAAUUAUUCAGGAUAAUAAAAUUGAUUUAUCAAAUAACCAAAAUGAUUUUAAUAACGUAAAAAAGGAAGAAUUUGAAGAUUAUGCUGAUGAUGAUUCUCUAAUAGAUAUAAAAGAAGAAGGUAUUCCUGAAAAUACCGCAAAUGAAAAUACUUUGGAAAACAUCAAAAUUGAAAGUGGCCACAAUGAAUGUAAUCAAUCAGAAACUAAAGAAGAAAAUAAAACGUUUAAUUGUGAAAAGUGUAAUAAAGAAUUUAAAAAAAUACAGAAUCUGGGCCAACAUAUGAACCGCGAACACAAAGUUAAAGCUUUAAAUUGUAAUAAAUGUGAAUUAAAAUUUUAUCAUCCACUACAUUUAAAACAGCAUCAGGAAUUAACACACAAUCCACUGAACCUUACGUGUAAUAAAUGCCACAAAGUAUUUAAAAAUAUUUAUAUAUUAAAAGAUCACAAACUGAAACAUUUAACUAAAUCAGUGCGUUGUCAACGAUGCAACAAAUCAUUCAAUGAUAAACGGACAUUAAAAUGCCAUAAUUUAGAAGUGCAUCCACAAAAAGAAAAAUAUGUAACAUGUCAUAUUUGUGGUAAAUCAAUAAUUAAAUAUAAUCUUAAAAAACAUAUAUUAAUCCAUGAAGAUCGUGACAAAAUUCGAUGUGAGUUCUGUUCAAAAACAUUUAUGCUUCAGACAUCGUUAAAUAAUCAUAUUAAACAAGUACAUAAGAAUCAAAAUCCUGCACGUAAUCAUUUAUGUAAUAUUUGUGGACAUGCGACACGAUCACCAGCUGCAUUACGUAUGCAUUUAUUGACACAUACAAACGAACGACCGUAUCCGUGUGAUCAUUGUGAUAAAACGUAUCGACGUGCAAGUCAUUUAAAACAUCAUAUAUCGCACGUACAUUUAAAUGUACGUAAAUUUCAAUGUACAUAUUGUCCACAAGCUUUUUAUGAAAGGAGAAUUUUAGUGCAUCAUGUACGACGACAUACCGGUGAAAAACCACAUAAAUGUGAAGUAUGUGGUAAAACAUUUGCACAAAAAAUUGCUAUGAAAAUUCAUACGAAAACACAUACCAACUCAAGAGAGAGACUCACACAAAAUUAAAUUUAUAUGCGAUGUAAUAUUGGUGAGUCACAUGUGACCUAAGUAUUACGUAAAUAUAACAUUAAUUGCCGAAGAUCUUACAAAUAGAAAUUAUCUAUUAGUCGAAGAAAUAAAGCAAUAAACUGUCGAUUUCGUGAGCAGUAAGAUGGAUCGGGAUGAAAAACUGGAAAAUAAAUAUCGAUGAAAAUGAGACUAAUUUUGUAACUCUUGAAUAUCACAACGAAAAUGGCUCUCGAGGUAUCUGGUGCUACUAUAUGUAACAUAUUUCGUCGCAACUCGUUACUCGGGGGGUUUUCAGGACUGCUGAACACGAAUAUUACUACGAAAAUGGUCCCUAGUGUAUCUGGUGCCCGAGUUUCACGAAAGAGGGACGCCCAGAGACGAAAUAUGUUAAAUAUUUUCGUAAAAUUCCAAGAGACGAGGUGCAUACUGUUCGCGUUGGACACCAGGUACCUCGCGGGUCAUUUUCGUAGUGAUAUUCGUGUUCUGCGGACUCGAUCACCCCGACCAGUAACGACUUUCGACGAAAUGUGUUACAUAUUCUCAAGAGACGAGGUAUAUUUACUUUUAAAGAUUUUCAGAAACCAACUUCACUUUUCUGCCAGUACUCAAUAAGCCUGUUAAUAGGCUUGUUUUGUAUCAGUUCAAGUGAAGAAUUCACACUUCACGGGCAGAAAUGUGAAUUUGUUUUUUGAAAAUCUUUGGAA